Messenger RNA from Ruditapes philippinarum (Manila clam), 1691 nucleotides. Its product is annotated as speedy protein 1-B-like. Bases 275 to 1216 code for a protein of 313 amino acids. The transcript has 7 exons. NCBI's taxonomy places the organism in Eukaryota, Metazoa, Mollusca, Bivalvia, Venerida, Veneridae. Gene Ontology annotation, molecular function: protein kinase binding. Gene Ontology annotation, biological process: positive regulation of cyclin-dependent protein serine/threonine kinase activity. The record is from RefSeq and is a predicted model, not a curated record.
CGCAACCUCUUGGCCCUUUAUGUCAAUCGCAAAGCAGACGACAGGGAUUAUGUAUAUUGUAGUUUAUCACUUUUCGCGAGAUCACACAUAACAUUUAACAAUUAUAUAGAGCCCAAGCAACAAAACAAACAACGACAAAAUAUCGAUACUGCAGUACAGUAUGACAAAAUAUGAGCGUAUUACAGUAACGUAGAUUUAGGCCUCACUGAGUAAUCUAUCUGAUGUGACGAUCCCAAGGUUAAGCAAUGCGCAUAUAUCAAACUCAAAGACGAAGAUGAAAAGACACUCACAAUAUGGUGAUGAUGAUGAUCAUCCAAAAAAAUUAACGCUGAAACGACAUUUGGGCCAAAUUGAAAAUGUAAAAGUUUUAGUACAGCCAUCACAUGUUCGUGCUUAUCCUUCCAAAAAACUUAAAACUGACUGGGAUUCACUUUUCUACAACAACUUUGAUUUCAACAAGAAAUGUAAAGAUGGAUCCCUUCUUGGGAAUGAUUGUUACCAAACACCAAAGCAAAGACAAAGUUUUCUUGUAAGAGGCAAAGAGAUGAAAGCUUAUUUCCACCUUUUAGAGGAUGACGUCAUACAAGAAUUUCUUCAAGUAGAUAAAUGUACAAAAGUAACAGAUAAGUACCUUCUCGCCAUGGUCUUUGCUUACUUCAAGAGAGCUGGUUAUGAAAUAAGAGAGUACACACGGAUGAAUUUCUUUGUAGCACUUUACCUGGCUAAUGAUAUGGAAGAAGAUGAGGAGGAAAUGAAGUAUGAAAUAUUUCCAUGGGCAUUAGGUGACAACUGGAGAGAUAAAUUCCCAAGGUUUCUUCUCAAAAGGGACAAAUUAUGGUCAAGAGUUGAUUAUAGAGCUGUAGUUAGUCGAUGUUGUUGUGAACAGAUUAUGGCAAUUGAUCCAGACCACCCAAUAUGGAAACGUAGUCGUCCUGACUAUCAUGCAGGAGCAAUGCGUAACUACUUGAAAGGUACAGAGGAUGAUGGAUAUCCAAAAGGUCCAAAGGCUGUCCCUAGAAAGUGCCCCAACUGUGACAAUGAAAGUUCUUGUUAUUCUGAUAGCACUUCAAGUGAAUCAUGGUAUUCCUUAACUGGAUAUUCCAGCCAUUGCUUCAAGAAUGAUCUCCUCAAGAAAUCUACUGUUAUGUCCUCUUUUGAUAUGAAAGGUUUGAAGAAAAACUUACCCAAAGAGGAAUGGUCUGCAACAGAGGAGUAACUGUUAAAAAGGUUAUGUUUAUUCUACCAACUCUUUCCUUGGAAAUGUGCACAGAUUUUGUAAAGUUUAGAAAUAUUUGAAACAAUUUUCAUAUCUGCAUAUUUUUUAUAAACUAGGACCUUUACCAUAAAUUAGUCACCAUUUUAAGCAGGUUUGCGGUAUAAAUACUUUGAUGUCAUUCAUUUAGUUUGCAUUGUCAAUAUCUAAUGCCAAUCAAUUUAUGUUUAUUUAUUAUAUUGCAUAAUUAUGUAUGACAUGGAAAUAGAUAUAAUAAUGCAAACAAACAUCAGUCAAAGGAAUAAUUUGAAGUCUGUAAGAGUAAUAUAAACAUUAAACAUGAUAUAAAUUUGGUUGGUAGGUCUUUCAGAAGAACAUUGACAUUAUUUUUUAUUAAUUAUAAGCAAUAAAUAUACUAGUAUAGAAAUAUAAGUUAUUGUCCUUUUUAAUUAUACGUAAUAAAUAUAUAAAAAUACUA